Molecule: messenger RNA, 4014 nt
Organism: Adineta ricciae
Lineage: Eukaryota; Metazoa; Rotifera; Eurotatoria; Adinetida; Adinetidae
Source: the annotation of a GenBank genome assembly
AUGCACAGAAGUACAUGGGAUGUACCAGACAUUUCUGAUUUGCCAUCAACAAGACGAGUGAAAUCGAAUCUAGGAGAACUUCGAACAAUCCGAUCACGAUCACGAUCAAGAUGGUGCACACCAAAGAGACGUCGUAUUGCUUUGGGAAUGCUUGGCUGUUCUAUUUGUGGUGUAUUGAUUGCUACAGCUCUGAUUCUAGCGAUUACAAUGACUAAAAAAUCGGCAUCAGUCGAUCUCGUACCAGCUCCACAUCGACAUCAACAAGCAGCACAAGUUCCACCUCAACUUCAACCAGUAGCACUAGCUCGACUUCGACAACCAGUACCAGUUCUACUUCAACCUCGACGAGCACCACGAGUACUACAUCUACUUCAACAAGUAGUUCAAGUUCUACAUCGACCUCAACCAGUAGCACCAGCACAACAUCCACAUCGACAAGUACCACCAGCUCAACGUCAACCUCCACCAGCAGCACCAGCUCUACAUCCUCUUCAACAAGCAGCACAAGCUCAACUUCGACGAGCAGUACCAGUACUACGUCAACAUCAACAAGUACCACCAGCACAACAUCUACCUCAACUAGCAGCACAAGUUCUACUUCGACCACAACAAGCAGCACCAGCACAACAUCCACAUCGACAAGCAGCACCAGCUCUACAUCCUCUUCAACAAGCAGCACAAGCUCAACUUCGACGAGCAGUACCAGUACUACGUCAACAUCAACAAGUACCACCAGCACAACAUCCACCUCAACUAGCAGCACAAGUUCUACUUCGACCACAACAUCCACAUCGACAAGCAGCACCAGUACUAGUACAUCAUCCACUUCAACAAGCAGUACCAGCUCCACAUCCACUUCCACUAGCAGUACCAGCACAACAUCCACGUCAACCAGCAGCACUAGUUCUACUUCGACAUCAACGACUUCGACUCGCACAACAUCCACUUCGAGUUCAACAAGCAGUACUAGUACGACAUCCACUUCGACCAGCAGCACAAGCACAACCUCGACCUCAACCUCAACAACUUCGACUCGCACAACAUCUACUUCGACGAGCAGCACUAGCACAACGUCAACAUCAACUUCAACAACUUCGACUCGGACAACAUCCACAUCAACAAGCAGCACCAGUUCUACUUCAACAUCAACAACCACCAACGACAUCAGCCGCUCUUCCAUCACAGUGCUCCAGUUAUACAACAAUUUCAGAUUCUACUCGAUUGGCAACAUCAGGAUCUCCUAGCAUUGUUUGUGAUAGCACAGUGUUUACAUCGACACCAGUAUGGAUACGUUUCGUAGGUGCUGGAGGAACAAUGAUUGUCAAUUCUGCUCCGAGUACAUAUCGCUGUAACACCCAUGCGCCAGGGUGGUAUACUGGUAGCCUUCCUGGAGCUGGUGGAACUGUCAGUGGCACUGUUUGCUACAACUGGAGUGGUAACACAUGUAAUUGGUCAAAUUCAAUUAUGGUAACUAAUUGUAUUAGUUUUUACGUAUACCGAUUAAUAACUCCACCAGUUUGCAACUUGCGAUAUUAUGUUAUUGAUGUUUUAUUACGUGCUGGUGCGAAUAUCAAUUCAGUGGAUAAUGAUGGAUGGACACCUUUACAUGCAGCUGCACAUUGGGAUAAACAAGAUAUUAUUAAAUUUCUUUUAGAAAGAAAUGCGGAUAUUGAAGCGAAAAAUUAUGCCGGACAAACACCACUGGAUGUUUGUGAUGGUGUAACACAUGAAUUAUUGAAAGAAUUGAAAGAGAAACGACCGCCAAUGAAGUCGUCAACUAAUGAAACUCCAGAUAAUAUAACUGCACCAUGGAAAAGAAAACCUGUUUCAAAUCGAACAGGAGAUGAACAUAAAUCAAUUCUUCGAACUGAAUCACAUAAUGAGAAUAAUUUAGAAACAACGAAUAAAACUCCUCCAACUCCAACUCCAACUCCAACUACUUCUGCUCCACAGUCCUCUAUCCCUCCAUCAGUCAAUCCUACAUCUGUUGAUGAGAAUUUACCUACUUGUUCACCUAGUAUCAAGGAGAAAUUAAACAGUCUUCAACGUUCAUUACAUGACUUGAGUAAUCGAUAUUUAAAGAGCAAUCAAGAUGAGCAAUCAAAUCCUUCGAUUUCGACUAAUAAUUCGUCAAAUAAUGAAUUAACAAAAUCAACUCCAUUGACAUUUGAACAACGAAGCAAACAAAUCAAUGAAAAAUCGACUCUAAAUUCGACUCGGCCAGGAUUUUUAGUAACAAAUAAAUAUUCUCAACGAACAUUCACAAAUCCACUUCAGUCAUUAACAACAAAUAAUAAUAUUAAUAAUGACUUAACUACUCGCGAGCACCCAUCAUCAACUAACACUCCAACAACAGGGGCAGCAUCAACGACGACAACAACUAUAAACAUUGCUUCAUCUCCGACACAAGUAUUGGAUACAAAAAUUAAUCGAAGUUCCAAUGAGACACAGCCUGAGGUGGCACCGAGAAGAUGGGGAACCACAGAUCGAACAGUCGGUGAUAAUACUUUACCAACACCCACAAACACAGGUCCAUACGUACGUCGACGAUCAGGUGCAGGUGUCAAUGAUCAACCAACAACAACAGCGACAUCAACUAUCGUUAGUGUCACAUCAUCACUUCCGACAGUGACAUCAAGUCCAACAACGAAUGUAACAGUAACGUCACCAAGUUUACUUGAUGAUUCAACGAAUGGUAAACGACGCUCGAAUCUUCCACCAAGUCGAGAUGAGGAAGCGGAAGCCCAACGUAAACAUCGUUCAGCACAAGCACGACGAGAACGACGAUCAACACAAAGCGUUACUGUUGAAGAUAUCAAAGCAGCUGAACAACAAAUCAAAAGUCAACCAAUGAAUAAUCCAGAUAAUUCAUCGACAAUUAUCACAAUUCCACAACCAUUAACAAAUACCAUUGAGACAACAUCAAAUGCAACUUUAUCAAAUAAUAAAAUCGGUGCACCAUCAACACCUUCGCUGGUUAAUGAACAUGAUAUAGAAACUGAACGUUUACAACGAAUUAUCGAAGAAAAGAAAGAAAAAGCCAGAAUAUUAAGUGGCGGAAAUGAGGAUACUGUUGAGACGACUGUUGACGCAUCUUCAUCUGGUGGAUCACGUCGAUUACGAUCAAGAUUUACAUCUGCGGAUACUGACAAUAUUGUCCCAUCAAUAACAGCAAACGAUUCAUUGAAUCUUGGUCUCAGUGCUUCGUUAGAUUCUCAACAACAACAACCACGACGAAGAACAAAUCGUGUACAUAAUCAGCGGAAAAACACUGGAAGAAUCAUUUGGAACGACGAAACAAAAGAAGUUGAAAUUCGCGAUGAUUCCAACGAUUUAGUAGCAAAAACCUCCAAUGAAGAAUCUCAUCGAUCCGACGAUCAAAAACUCCAAGACAACGCUCAACAACAAUCGACAACAAAUCCUUCAUUACUUGGAUCACGUGGUCUGAUUUCUCGAUUUGAAAAUAUCCCAUCAACAUCUUUAAUCACAACAAAAGACUCACCAAAUAAUCUAUCUCCAACAUCUCCAACACCCACAUCAACAUCACGAAGUAUUCGUUCACAAAGUCAAGAUCCAUCGCGUAAAUCAUUAGCAUUGGCAACAUCUUUACCUUCAUCGAAUCUCAAUACUCUUGUGAAUGGAAUGGCUGCUUCAACACCUUUUGCGUUGAAAAAAGAUUCGAAAGAAAAUACAGUUUUACCAACAGGAACAACUAAUGAUGCAUCAGCUAUUAAAAGAUUACAUGAUGAUGCAAAACGUAAAAUCGAUGAAUUAACACAGAAAAUCGAUCGAUUAGAACGAGAUAUCGCCGAACGAGAUCAAAUGAUCGAAAAACUCAAAACAUCACAGUAUAUCGAAUCAUCUCUUGAUAAACGAGAAAAACGUGCAUAUGAAAGAAAAAUUUCUGAAUUAGAAGAAGAAUUGAAAAAAAUGGAUUCAAUAAAAGCAGAUAACACACGAUUGAAAGAAGAAAAUGCCGCCUUAAUUCGCGUAAUCAGUAAAUUAUCGAAAUGA